Polyodon spathula (Mississippi paddlefish) is the source of this 3966-nucleotide messenger RNA. RefSeq names its product achaete-scute homolog 5-like. Gene Ontology annotation, molecular function: DNA-binding transcription factor activity, RNA polymerase II-specific; protein dimerization activity; RNA polymerase II transcription regulatory region sequence-specific DNA binding. The coding region runs from base 2380 to 3021 and encodes 213 amino acids. Gene Ontology annotation, biological process: developmental process; regulation of transcription by RNA polymerase II. The record is from RefSeq and is a predicted model, not a curated record. NCBI's taxonomy places the organism in Eukaryota, Metazoa, Chordata, Actinopteri, Acipenseriformes, Polyodontidae. The transcript is spliced from 2 exons.
ACAAUGUCGGAUCUAAUUAACUACAGCGUUUUAAACAUUGAAAAUCAAGCAUCGAGACUGCAACGUGGAGAUGUGUGUGUGUUCGUUUCUUUCAGUGGUUUAACCACGCGGGUGUUUAGAUCCAUCGUUCAGACCAGCUUGUGUUCCUUACUAAGCAGGCUCUUCCCUGCCUAGCACUACACCUGGAAACAGCUGCCUCUGGGUGUUGUAUCAUUUGUUAUUUUUGUGAUAAAAUGCAAAUUCUUUUGUUUUAAGUGUAUGUGUGUAGAAGUGGAAGUUCUCUUCAGGUGUAGCAGAGAUGAAAGCGGGCUGUGGGUUGAAAGCGCGGCGGCAGCGAGUCCCGGCUUGUCCGGUACUGUUCUGGAAAUAAAAUCUUGUUUAUGGUACCGCUGGUAAUUACAAGUCACCCCGGGCCUGCCAGACUGCUUAAUCGUGGCUUUAAAACUGGGAUUACAGCAAUAACAGCAUCGCUCUGAAGUCUCGGGUAUCAGGGGCUGUUUUGAAGAUAUUUGCUGCUGGUCUAUUUUAAGACAAGGAUGGUUGGUUUGUACAGGUGAAGCUGUAAAACAUGAAACGAUGAUCUGAAGUGCUCUGACUCGUGCAAUGAAACGAAGGAGCUCAGAGUUCAUAGUCGUGCUCCAGUCUCCUUGGGUUAAUACUCUGAAAUACAAAGCACCUCUAAACGUGAGGAGGGAGGGGGGGGCUGUGGACCGAGCGGCUGUUUUCCGCGCUUUUAUCUCUGCAGGUUUGAUCUUCAGUGGUCUCGUCUCAUCAGUGCAGGCUGCAAACCCUCCAGCUGUCCUUUGCAGAACGAGCCACGCUCUCCUGCCUCCUCCUCCUUCUCUGUCUUCUAAACGGCAGACAUGAAACCUCAUAAUCCCCGCUUCGCUUGUGCAGGCAGCUUACCAGCAUGCUUUACCAGUGGGAGUGGAGCAGACUCCUGAUCCUCCUUCUAAUUCCAGUGCGAUUUCCUCUCCUCUUGGGAUACAGAAUGUGGAAUUAGUGGCUUUCACAUCUCUUGUUUCCUCCCACAGCCGGAUAGCCACAGAAAGCCACAAUAUAUAUGAAGAUUUUACUACCAGUUAGAUUUCCAGUAGAAGCACUGACUGCUUCGGUUUGUGUUGACCGCUCCACUCUCUGCCUUGCCCACUACCUGGCACUGGGGUCUAUUUUAAUGAUCUAGACCAUGGCAGAUCUUAACACCACCAGCCUUUAAAGUCAUUAUCAGGACUGCUCGGUCGCUGACCCCCUUCCAGCGCCUCCUCAAGACACACCUGUUCAGACAACACCUGUGAACCUCACAGCUCCAGACUGGACUACAUGGCACCCAGCUGCAUCAGUACUUGCAUCAGCUUGUGCUGGCGCUGAACUGCUCCACGCUCGGCUGUAUUCCACUACUGCUCUCAAUCACAGUUAUAUGUCCUGUCUCUUGUAUUUGAUUUUACUCUUAAAGGUAACCCUAUUCACGCUUGUCUGUAAUUGCUCUUGUUUGAAAUCGUCCUUAUUCGUUUAUUGUUCUGACUACUUGCUCUUAACAGAAUUUACUCCUUUGUAAGUUUAACUGCUCUGUCGUGAUCGCUCUCAAAUGUAAUUAUUCGCUGUAUUUUUUAUUUUUUCUGGCUCUUACUGCUGAUCUGAUUGAACUCUAUAACUGCUCUUAUCUGUAAUGUGAUACUUUGUAACAUCUGUAAGUCUCCCUGGAUAAGGGCGUCUGCUAAGAAACAAAUAAUAAUAAUAAUUAUUAUUAAUCUCUGCAGCCUGUGUAUCUACGUUUGCAUGUACUGCAGGCACAUAUUCACCAGUCCCUACCCAGAUAUGUCUCCUCCUUCCUCUUCUUUCCUCUACCUGUUUUGAAUCCCCCCCCCCUCCCCGGGGCGUGCCUCUGUUUGAAGUUGGAUCAGGUAAGCCAGGUAAGCACCUAGACUUGAGAUCUGACAGGGAAGGGAACAUCAAACCUGCAGCAGGAGAGAUGCGAUCUGCAGAGCUGUGAGGAGCCUGGACUGGGACUGUCAGCCACACAGGAUAGCAAAGGGCUCGCUCACUCACUCACUCACUCACUCUCCUCACAUGCGCUGCACUCAACAUUGUGACCAAUAAGGAGUGAAUGCAUCUACAGCUGACUGCACCCUGAGCACAACUGAACAGAAUCAACACACCAUAGCUGACAAACUGAAGAGCCAGCGUAAGGAGACUUUGUUUGAUGUCAAGGAGGUGCUGAAAUCCUGCUGAACCGCUCGCAGAUGUUUGUAGUUCUAAUUAAAUAUGAUCAUGUUGGUGUGACGGCAGGUAUUACUAUAGAUAUAUCAGAGGAGGUCCCUGCGUUAAAAAAAAAGCGAAGUGCUGCAUCAAUCCACUGAAUCUCUUUGCUUGCCAGUCAGGAUGAACAGUGGCUUCCCGCGCACACUGCUGGAGUGCAGACACAACCUGGUCCCUGCGAGCUGUGUGCAGUACGGGAUAGCACCCUCUGGUGGUCACGUCCAAUCACACCACCACCACCAGCACCCACACCGCCCUGCCGGGGGGCAGGGGGACCCCCUGGCGCACGUGCCCUUCUUGCUGUACCCCGCUAACGUCGACCCUGGCUACUACGACGCGUCCUACUCGGGCGCCCUGUUUCCCUACGUCCCGUUCCACGGGCACUUCGGCGUGUACGAAUGCCCCUUUGAGCCCGCUUUCAUCCAGAAGCGCAACGAGCGCGAGCGCCAGCGGGUCAAGUGCGUGAACGAGGGCUACGCCCGUCUGAGGGGCCACCUGCCCGGUGCCGAGUCUGAGAAAAGGCUCAGCAAAGUGGAGACUCUACGGGCAGCUAUCCAAUACAUCAAGUACCUGCAGGAGCUGGUGAGCAGAACACCCACCAGCGGCUUGGGACGGGAGCCCGAGGCAGAGGAGCAAAACAGCAAGGCUUCCAGAAACACCAGGGCCAAUUCAACAGAGCCCCUCCCAAACAGCGACGGGGAAUCGCAGAAUCUGUCAUCCGCCUCUUCAUCCCCCUUCUGCGAGUCGGAGGAGUCUGUGAGCUAGGAGGCUCCUGGGCUCCGCGGUGUACGAUGUUUUAUACAGGCAGACCACACAUCCGAACUCUGCGCUGCAGCCAGUUGUAAGAGACAGGAAUGCGAAGGUACGCUUGCUUUAGCACUGCUGGAGUCUGUUCCAGCACAGCAGAACAGGCUAGAUCAUCUCACUGUGAGCCAGCCAACACUGUAGUGGACCCGGGUUCAAAUGAAACCAGGGAAGCAUGUUUGAAAUGAGUUAAGGGGUGAGGGUCUGGGUCUCCAGGGAUCAUUUCAGCAUCGACUAGAGGAAGUUCUGGGAUGAAACGGCCGCUAGGAAUCAGAGGAGGCUAGAGGCAUGAACUGGGGCCUCUCGUUCAGAACAUUUAGAAUGUUCCUCCUGGGGCAACAUGGUGAGGGAUUUCCAAAAAAAGAAUCGGCAACAAUAACCCCCCCCUGCUGAAAAUCCAGCUCUCGUAAGAAAGCUAAUCGCUGGUAAACUCCUUCAAAUAAACCGUGAGGCUUUUCUACAAGAAUUGUAACUUCAACCUGCUUUCCACUGGUCUGUCGGUUGGCUUUGCAUCCUAGCUAAGGUAUGUGUGUGUGUUAGUGACACAGAGUCCACUGGAAUGCUGGUUGCACCCAAACAUGGGUUCUGCAUCUUGGAAGAGCUGCUUCCUACCAGCUUUAUUCAGGACCAAGCCUUUCCCUGUAGACUUUCAAACCAUAUACUUCUCAUUGCUAAAUCAGUGUGUGUGUGAGAGAGAGAGAGAGUUUUAUCAUGUCUGUCACAACAGUUUGUAGUUAUUUUUUUUUUUUUUUUAUAUUUGAAAACACUGUGUAUCUUGCUGCUGGUGCAAAAUAUUUAAUUUAAUUUGUAUCUUUUUUUUAAUUAUUGAGUUUGCAUGCUUCUUUUGCACUUUACCCAAAGUUUGGUAUUUCUUUUUGUGUGUGUAGAACUGUCCUAGAAAGUAGA